Arabis nemorensis is the source of this 585-nucleotide messenger RNA. The record is from the annotation of a GenBank genome assembly. NCBI's taxonomy places the organism in Eukaryota, Viridiplantae, Streptophyta, Magnoliopsida, Brassicales, Brassicaceae.
AUGGUGGACUUGUCUCUUUCGAAUAAGAGAUACACUUAUGUACAGGAAAGUGAAAGUGAGCCAACUAGAGGAGCCAUUGACAUUCACCAUGUGAUCAUCAACGGAAGCAGAGCAACUGGUUACGCCUGUCGUAAGGGGCUUGGUUUCUUUCUUGUGCUUUUGGCAAGUUCUAUGUAUUUUUUGCUUGGAAAGGAUAAUCCAUUUACAACUCUUUCUUGGGGCUUCCUUUUAAGUGGCUUGUUUGUUAUGUUACAAAGUCGGAAGUUUGUCAAGAAAGAAUCUGUUGUCAUCAUGCCAACCUUCGGGAUCCAACUUGAAACUCAAUAUUUAAGUGGAAAAACUGUUUCAAGGUUUAUCCCUAUUGGCAAAAUUUUGAAGCCUGUGCUGGCCGAGUGUGUCACCCCCAUUACAUGUUACUGGAGUCUCUCCUUACUUCUGCGUGGUGAAGAACAACUUACAUUGGUGUUUAAGGAACUGCGUCCACCAUUGAAGAUGUUGGUUCCCAUUUGGAAGGCAUUGUGUGCUGUUAUCGGCACAGACCAAAGCGAAAUGAUAGCUGAAGAAGAACAUGUUGUAUCUACCUAA